Molecule: messenger RNA, 2226 nt
Organism: Nipponia nippon (crested ibis)
Lineage: Eukaryota; Metazoa; Chordata; Aves; Pelecaniformes; Threskiornithidae
Source: RefSeq, a predicted model, not a curated record
AUGGCAUUCUCUCCAUGGAAGCUGUCCUCUCAGAAACUUGGCUUUUUUCUGGUGACUUUUGGUUUCAUUUGGGGAAUGAUGCUUCUGCAUUUUACUAUUCAGCAGCAAACCCAACACGAAAGCAGUUCAGUCCUGCGUGAGCAAAUUUUGGAUCUCAGCAAAAGAUACAUCAAAGCAUUAGCCGAAGAAAAUAAAAAUGUGGUUGAUGGGCCUUAUGUUGGGACAGUGACAGCGUACGAUUUGAAGAAGACACUUGCUGUCUUGUUGGAUAAUAUCUUGCAGCGCAUUGGGAAGCUAGAGUCCAAGGUGGAAAAUCUUGUACUUAAUGGAACAGGAGCAAACUCUACCAACAAUACUAGCACUCCUGCUCCCAGCUUAGGAGCAGUGGAAAAGCUUAAUGUAGCAGAUCUCAUAAAUGGAGCCCAAGAACAGUGCGAAUUGCCUCCUAUGGAUGGUUUUCCUCACUGUGAAGGGAAAAUAAAGUGGAUGAGAGAUAUGUGGCGAUCGGAUCCCUGUUACGCAAGUUACGGUGUAGAUGGGUCCACAUGCUCCUUUUUUAUUUACCUCAGUGAGGUUGAAAAUUGGUGUCCUCGUUUACCUUGGAGAGCAAAAAAUCCUAAUGAAGAAACAGAUCAAAAAACAGUGGCUGAAAUUCGUAUCAACUUUGAUGAUCUCUACAAAAUGAUGUCAAGACACGAGGAAUUCAGGUGGAUGAUGUUACGCAUCAGACGAAUGGCUGAUACCUGGAUAGAAGCAAUUAAAUCACUUGCAGAAAAACAGAAUUUGGAGAAGAGAAAACGAAAAAAGAUUCUUGUUCAUCUGGGGCUUUUGACAAAAGAAUCUGGAUUCAAGAUUGCAGAAAAUGCGUUUAGUGGUGGCCCACUUGGUGAAUUAGUCCAGUGGAGUGAUUUAAUUACAUCUCUCUACUUACUGGGCCAUGACAUCAGGAUUUCAGCUUCACUUGCAGAGCUCAAGGAGAUUAUGAAGAAGGUUGUAGGUAACAGAUCUGGCUGCCCUACCCAGGGGGAUAAAGUUGUAGAACUCAUUUACAUUGAUAUUGUGGGACUCACUCAGUUUAAGAAAACCCUUGGUCCGUCAUGGGUACAUUACCAGUGUAUGCUAAGAGUUCUGGAUUCCUUUGGAACCGAACCAGAGUUCAACCAUGCCCAUUACGCCCAGUCUAAAGGCCACAAGACACCAUGGGGAAAGUGGAACCUUAAUCCACAGCAGUUUUAUACAAUGUUCCCUCACACUCCAGAUAACAGCUUCCUUGGAUUUGUGGUAGAGCAGCAUCUGAAUUCCAGUGACAUUAAGCACAUUAAUGACAUCAAAAGGCAGAAUCAAUCUCUCGUUUAUGGCAAAGUAGAUAAUUUCUGGAAGGAUAAGAAGGCUUACCUGGACAUCAUCCACAACUAUAUGGAAGUCCAUGGAACUGUUCACGGGACAAGCACUAUUUAUAUCCCUGGCUACGUCAAAAACCAUGGUAUACUCAGUGGGCGGGAUUUGCAGUUUCUGCUGAGAGAAACCAAACUAUUUGUUGGUCUCGGAUUUCCAUAUGAAGGGCCGGCUCCUUUAGAGGCUAUUGCGAAUGGAUGUGCUUUUCUAAAUUUAAGAUUUAACCCACCAAAAAGUAGCAAAAACACGGAAUUUUUCAAAGGCAAACCUACACUCCGAGAGUUGACAUCUCAGCAUCCCUAUGCUGAAGUUUACAUUGGGAAGCCCCAUGUCUGGACUGUAGACAUCAAUGAUCUUUCUGAAGUUGAGAAGGCUGUGAAAUCAAUUUUGAAUCAAAAGAUUGACCCUUAUUUGCCCUAUGAAUUUACAUGUGAGGGAAUGCUUCAGAGGAUGAAUGCGUUUAUUGAAAGACAGGAUUUCUGUCACGGGCAGGUGAUGUGGCCCCCAUUAAGUGCCCUUCAAGUGAAAAUUGCUGAACCAGGAAAAUCCUGUAAACAAGUUUGUCAGGAAAGCCAGCUCAUCUGUGAGCCUUCCUUCUUCCAGCAUCUUAACAAGGACAAAGCUCUGCUUAGGCAUAAUAUCGAAUGUCUCACCAUGGAGUCUGCAAAUGAUAUUCUGGUCCCCUCUUUCGAUGGAAGAAGGAAGCACUGUGUUUUCCAAGGCGACCUCUUAUUGUUCAGCUGUGCCGGAUCCCACCCAACCCACAGAAGAAUCUGCCCCUGCAGAGACUAUAUCAAGGGGCAGGUUGCGCUUUGUAAAGACUGCCUAUAG